UAACAAAGGAAGACAAAUUAACAGAGGGAAUGAUUCGCCGUCCAGUGGUUAUAUUGGCGGCUAUAAUAGCCCUUAUGUCGAUGGCAGUGGCAGGAGGUGGAGGCCGAUAUAGGGGCGGUGGUGGAGGAAGUGGUAGUGGAGGCCAUGGAGGCGGCGGAUUCGGAGGAGGUGGAUUUGGCGGUAGUAGCGGUGGUGGCGGUGGAUACGGAGGAGGCAACAGAGGAGGAAGCGGCGGUGGUAGUGUAGUUUCUGUAAUUCAUGUUCGCAGUGGAACUCUCUCGGGUGGAGGCGGCGGCGGCGGUGGCUACGGAGGUGGAAGCAGAAGGAGUUCUAGUGGGGGGAGUGGAGUUAGUUUUGGGGGUAGUCAUGGAGGUGGAAGCGGAGGUGGAUUUGGAGGCGGAAGCAGAGGCAGCAGCGGAUACGGAGGAUAGAGCGGAAAAGCAAAGA
Messenger RNA from Penaeus indicus, 447 nucleotides. Its product is annotated as acanthoscurrin-1-like. The record is from RefSeq and is a predicted model, not a curated record. The transcript has 2 exons. The coding region runs from base 30 to 431 and encodes 133 amino acids. NCBI's taxonomy places the organism in Eukaryota, Metazoa, Arthropoda, Malacostraca, Decapoda, Penaeidae.